This is a messenger RNA of Grammomys surdaster, 4831 nucleotides long. RefSeq names its product interferon regulatory factor 4 (gene Irf4). The record is from RefSeq and is a predicted model, not a curated record. The transcript has 9 exons. Lineage: Eukaryota; Metazoa; Chordata; Mammalia; Rodentia; Muridae. Gene Ontology annotation, cellular component: nucleus. Bases 80 to 1432 code for a protein of 450 amino acids. Gene Ontology annotation, molecular function: RNA polymerase II cis-regulatory region sequence-specific DNA binding; protein binding; DNA-binding transcription factor activity, RNA polymerase II-specific. Gene Ontology annotation, biological process: regulation of transcription by RNA polymerase II; immune system process.
CUUGAACUUGGGAGCCUUUGCUGCCCUCAGCUCAGAGUGCGGGUGAGCGCACGAGCCCGGGAGGAGGUUGGCACGCGUCAUGAAUUUGGAGACGGGCAGCCGGGGCUCAGAGUUCGGCAUGAGCGCAGUGAGCUGCGGCAACGGGAAACUCCGACAGUGGUUGAUCGACCAGAUCGACAGCGGCAAGUACCCCGGGCUAGUGUGGGAGAACGAGGAGAAGAGCGUCUUCCGCAUCCCGUGGAAACACGCGGGCAAGCAGGACUACAAUCGUGAGGAGGACGCCGCACUCUUCAAGGCUUGGGCACUAUUUAAAGGCAAGUUCCGAGAAGGGAUCGACAAACCAGACCCUCCUACCUGGAAGACAAGAUUACGAUGUGCUCUGAACAAGAGUAAUGACUUUGAGGAACUGGUAGAGAGGAGCCAGCUGGACAUCUCUGAUCCAUACAAGGUGUACAGGAUCGUUCCAGAGGGAUCCAAAAAAGGAACAAAACAGCUCACUCUGGAAGACACACAGAUGGCCAUGGGCCACCCCUACCCCAUGACAGCACCUUAUGGCUCUCUGCCAACCCAGCAGGUUCAUAACUACAUGAUGCCACCCCAUGACAGGAGCUGGAGGGAUUAUGCCCCUGACCAGUCACACCCAGAAAUCCCAUAUCAAUGUCCUGUGACGUUUGGCCCACGCGGCCACCACUGGCAAGGCCCAUCUUGUGAAAAUGGUUGCCAGGUGACAGGAACCUUUUAUGCUUGUGCCCCACCUGAGUCCCAGGCUCCCGGAAUCCCCAUUGAGCCAAGCAUAAGGUCUGCUGAAGCCUUGGCGCUCUCAGACUGCCGGCUGCAUAUCUGCCUAUAUUACCGGGACAUCCUCGUGAAGGAGCUGACCACGUCCAGCCCCGAAGGCUGCCGGAUCUCCCACGGACAUACCUAUGAUGUUAGCAAUCUAGACCAGGUCCUGUUCCCCUACCCAGACGACAAUGGGCAGAGGAAGAACAUUGAGAAGUUGCUGAGCCACCUGGAGAGGGGACUGGUCCUCUGGAUGGCCCCAGAUGGGCUUUAUGCCAAAAGACUCUGCCAGAGCAGGAUCUACUGGGAUGGGCCCCUGGCGUUGUGCAGUGAUCGGCCCAACAAACUAGAAAGAGACCAGACUUGCAAGCUCUUUGACACGCAGCAGUUUCUAUCAGAACUGCAAGUGUUUGCUCACCAUGGCCGGCCAGCACCAAGAUUCCAGGUGACUCUAUGCUUUGGUGAGGAGUUUCCAGACCCUCAGAGACAGAGGAAGCUCAUCACAGCUCAUGUGGAACCUCUGCUAGCCAGACAACUGUAUUACUUUGCUCAACAAAACAGUGGACAUUUCCUGAGGGGCUACGAGUUACCGGAACAUAUUAGCACUCCAGAUUACCACCGCUCCCUCCGUCAUUCUUCUAUCCAAGAGUGAGAAGCCAGCAGCAAGGAUGAUUUUGUUUCAUUGUAAAUACUCUGACAGGGCAGCCGGCUGCUGCCCUUUCUCUUUGGAAGGGCUAAGAAGUGGGUUGCCACCUGAAGACAACAACAGGGAUUUGUGAGGAGAAACAGCUCCACCUGCUCAACAGAGGAGCUUGCCCCAGAAGAGCACCUGCCAUCCAGGUCUUGACAAGUGCCAGUACUUGGGUGAUGUGCCCUGGCUUAUAACUGUGAAAUUUGACCAGUGUCGUGUUUACAUGUACUUAAAUACUGGCUUUAGCCUGGUAUGGAUGGACUUUUGCUUGAAGACUGAAAACCUGUGCCAGCGUGAAUCCCUGACAAGAGAAGACAUAAAUAUUAUUGGUCCGUUUCUCAGGGAAGUAAAAUCUAAACUAGAGACUACUCUGUCCACCCACAAAGAGAUGCCUUCUUGGAAAGAGGCACUAUAGGUCUCCCGGAUCAUGUCCACUGAGUAAAGGGACUUGUUCUUAGGUCCCGUCUAGGCUAUCUAGUCCUGAUGCUGCAGAGUCUCUACAAGUGGACCCUACAUCCUGUUUGCUCCCUCUUCUUGCCCUUUCCUAAAAGCCAGCUGGUGGACUCUUGUUGCCACAUACUUGAGCCAAAAAAGCAUCAAGGGCAUAUAAGAUGAAACAUGUUUGCGUCUCCUCCAAUCUAAGAAUGACUAUAAUCUACAAUGUAGUUUUUGAUGUAUCCCCCUUUUUGUUUUGCCUCUUACUUUUUUUAGAAUUGUUGCUUUUUUUUUAAAAGAAAGGGAAAGAGAAAGAAAGAGAGAGAGAGAGAGAGAGAGAGAGAGAGAGAGAAUACUAGAGAUAGAGUUUUAAAAUUCUGUGCCAUUUCCCCUUCUAUUUGUUUUGUUGGCCAUCAGUAGUCUCCAUGGCAACACUGAACACUGGAAGGGCGGAGCCUUUGAGCAGGUUGGGAACUGUCCCGGACACCAGUGGUUCAGUGUACAGCUGCAGACUCAGUGGGCUGUUUCUGCUUAUUUUGUAUAUUAGAUGCUUCCUUGUGCCAAUAAUAGUUUGACAGAGUCUCAAAAUUGCCGGCCUUUUCUAACAAUACAUUCUUUCACAGAACCCCAAAGAGUCUCACUUGCCUUUAUAAAUCGUCUGGUCCCUUAUUUUCUUGUUACUGUUUUGUUUAGGUGGCUUCGCCAUGCUCCAGGAGUUUUCUCCUACCACAGCAUAAUUUCUGUUUCUUCCAGGCUCAGAAAGAGUCAGCUGGCCUCACACACAUGGCACUUACUUCUUUUUUUUUUUUUAACAUGCCACUCUUAAUAUUUCUUCUUAAGUCUUUCAGCAGCAUACAUUGAAUAAGCAAUGGACCGUUAGAGUGUUGUUUAUUUUAGUUUGUCUGUUUUGUUUUUAAAAAGGAGCCUUUAAUAAAUAGAAUACAUUACAGAAAAUGGAAGCAUUUUUCAUAGAGAAGGGGAAAACUGAAAAACAUUUUAUCUUUUAAUCUUCCUUGCUAGAAUUAUCUCCAAGAGUUCAGUCUGUUCUUUAAACAUAUUUUAGUUUUCAAUACAUAUAUGAAGUUGCCUUUUUUAGAGAGAGAGAGAGAGUGAGAGAGAGAGAGAGAGAUGUGAUGACACUCUUAUGUACACAGCUAUACAGACUUACCUCAUCUUUUGAGUGGCAUGUGGAAUUCCACUGCAGUGUGCCUGGGUGCAGUUUAGACAUCUUCUUAGCUACCUGUCAUGAAUGCAUCCCAGCAGCCCACUGAGUCUCGUGAACUGAAGUCACUUAUACAUCUUAUAGAUGCAAAACAUUCUGGGGUAUAUUAUCCCAAGGAAAGAUGAAGGCAAAAUUGAGAAGCACUCUUUUCCCGAGGCCCCAAGCCAUAGCUGUGCUCCUGGAGUGUAUCAACCAUAUCUGGCACUUCACUGAGGUUCUUUGCCUGAUCCUGUAUGACCACAACUCUUCGUCCCACGUGCAGAUGCUUCAUUUCAAUUGCCAUGUGAGCUCUUUUUUCCCCCUUAACGUUGUGCUGCUUUAGCAGUGAAGCUGAAUUUACUACAAAAUGCUGUUUGGUUUGGGUCACCAAUUCCUGUCUUACUUUACAGCCAUGCAUGCUGAUGGCUUCCAUCUUGAGGAACGGUUUGAUAGGCAAACACUCCUGAUACAGAAAGGAUACCUCCAUCAUCCCUUGUUGACAAAAUGGGAUGCACACAGUAGAAUUUAGUUUGUUCUCACUGGAAGAUGCUGUUGAAGAGGUAGGCCGAGGAACACUGCAUCCUAGGGAGAAAACAUGCAAGUCUCACAGGUGUAUGCUGUUGGCUUUGUUUCUGGUCCUUGAACAAGCAUUAGUGUCUGGUUUAAAACUCAAAGCCCCAAAGCCCCUCUGUUGUUGUCCUGGACAGAGAAGUUGGUACAGCCCACCUGUAGAGAUCCAGACACACUCUGGGAUUGGAGCAAGGAAGGGCCUGCUUUAUCGUGAGAACGCCAGCGCUGUAGAGGCCUGGGUGCAGCACCUGUGUGUGCCUCAGGCCAGACUCAGGAAUGCUAGCAGGCUGAGUUUGGUGACUGAUUAAGGGAUAUGUGAGGUGCCCUUGCCCUGUAGACAGGCUGAGUGUGAGCCCUAGCAGCAGAGGAUUCUGGGAGUCAGGGUGUCAUGUCCUACACAGGAAGAGCCUUCAAUAUUACUUUUAAAACUUACUUUCCCCUUGCUGAUAUUUUGAUAAAAAUCCAAACAAGGUUUAAAUGCCCUCUCAUUUCUCUCCAGGCAGUCUUGUCCAUCCCACUGGUGAAUAUUUGUUUUGUUGUCGUUGUUAUUGGUGAAAAUUGUGAAAUUGUUACGGUCUCUGUUUUUGUUAUUUAUCUCCCUAAAUCACGUGGCUGCUGCAUACAUUGCAAUGUUGCCACGAGCCUGCCCUACCACAUACAUCUUUUUGCCAGUUGCUUCUUCACUCGUUGAAGCCUGCGCAGUAAGUGAAACUCACUCAGUCCUUGCUACUUGCUGCUGCUCACUGUCACACGAAUGCAGGGAAGGCUGAUUUUCCUGGACUCAUUUUCAGCGCUUUGAUGAACAUGUCUCCAGCGUAUAUUGAAGUAGAAGACGGCGUUUGGCAAGCCAGUUCUUAUUAGACACUCUUCAAGGUGGACCCAUCUCAUGUGGAAGGGCAUCAUUGUCCCUCUGCUCCCAUGCCCUGUGCACCUACUUCACAGUGAGAGACCUGCUGGGGACCAAGGCUCAGAGAUCUCUGUCUUAGAGCUUAUGCUUUGGAUGUCUGCCAUGUCUAAGCCCGACAGGAAAGCACUGUGCCAUCCUGCCUCCAGUGUUGGAUGGAUAGGCUAUGGAUUUUGCUGUAAACUUGCUUCACAAGGAAAACUAUGUGUUUUUAAAUAUUUGAUAAAUAAAGAAUUUCUAGAAAGAUUGA